Messenger RNA from Puccinia triticina, 1704 nucleotides. RefSeq lists its product as uncharacterized. NCBI's taxonomy places the organism in Eukaryota, Fungi, Basidiomycota, Pucciniomycetes, Pucciniales, Pucciniaceae. Bases 1 to 1704 code for a protein of 567 amino acids. The transcript has 2 exons. Gene Ontology annotation, molecular function: oxidoreductase activity. The record is from RefSeq and is a predicted model, not a curated record. Gene Ontology annotation, biological process: carnitine biosynthetic process. Gene Ontology annotation, cellular component: mitochondrion.
AUGAACAUCUCCAGAGCAGCCAGACCACUCAUCUGCCGGCCACCCCCAGCCAGACAGCAACGACCCCUCCACGCAACCGCACACCCUCAGCAGAAAACGAACAGCGACCAGAAAACCACCGACUCCGACCACCGCACCAGAGGAUAUGUCACCCAGUCCCAGCCAGCACCAGCCAAGAUCCUCAACGGGCCAGUCCAUCCACUCACGCCCCCAGAACCACCACCACGGCCAACACCCCCCAGAAAACCCACCGAAAAACCAGAACAGAUCCCCCAGCUGACCAUCAAACACGACUUCGAGCAGAAAACACUCAAGAUCAACGCCAAGCCCUUCGGCAUCGCCAACCUCUCGAUCCCCUACCUCUGGCUCAGAGACGCCUGCCAGGAAGCCCAUUCGAUCGACCCCUCCACCAAACAGAAGCUGUUCAAGACCACCGACAUCCCCCUCGACAUCCAUCCCAUCAAAACCACCAUCAUCAACAACAGCAACCCCAACACCAACAGUCCUCCGCAAAUACUCAUCCAAUGGUCGCACUCUCUCGACCCGCUAGAUCCGAAGGAACCCCAACUCAGCCGCUUCGACCUCAGCUUCCUCAAAGACUUGGAUCAGCCGCGCAGAUGGCAGGACGAGCGCCAGAAAACGGGCCUCUUGAGGCCCACCCUGUGGUUCCCGAAGCCGGCCUCGAGAGACAAGGCGAAGAAGAACAGGAAGAGCAGGAUCGACGAGCUGGCGGAGGCCGGCGAGCUGUCGGUGGACUACCAGGCGUUCGCCGAAGACGUCGGCGUCCAGAAGAUGGCCCUCGAAAGACUCAACUCCUUGGGACUGCUCUUCUUCCACAACCUCGAUCGCCCCGCCCCCGACCAGCACGAGUUCGAGCUCGCUAGACUCAUCAGCUCCGCCGGGCUCGACAUCAGACGCACCUUCUACGGCGAUCUCUGGGACGUCGUCAGUCGGGGCCAAGCGGCCAAGAACGUCGCCAACACCAACCUGGCGCUAGACUUCCACAUGGACUUGGUACAUUUCGAGAACCCGCCCCGGUUCCAGUUCCUCCAUUGUCUGAAGAACGAGGUGAUCGGGGGCCGGUCGGGCUUCCUGGAUGCGUAUACGGCAGCGAUGGAGCUCCUGACACGGGACCCGGAGGCGUUCCGGACGCUGGCGCGGGCGCCGAUCGGCUUCGAGUACAUCAACGACAGCCACCACACCUAUUUCGAUCGGCCGACGAUCGAGCUGAAGCCGCAUGCGUCCAUCGACGCCCUCAUCCGUCGUCCGCACGAGCUGCUCGACAGUCUGGUGGCCGUCAACUAUGCGCCCCCCUUCCAGGCCCCCUUCCGCCUCCACUCGCGCCCAGACUCCCUCCGCGCUGUCGUCGCCGCACUCAAGUCUUUUGUCGAGCUCUUCCAUGCCGACUCCCGCGCGUUCGAAAUCGGCCUCCUGCCCGGCCAGGCCGUCGCCUUCGACAACCGCCGCAUCCUCCACUCCCGCACCGCUUUCCUGCCCGAUCCUGCCCGGACCAGUCAGCCCUCGGACGGGCCUGAAGGGACCCACGUCCACCGUUGGCUCAAAGGGUCCGUCCUCCUCUCUUCACUCUUUCUACCCGCGCAGGCUGGGGCAUCCAUCUUAAUCAACCACCCUGCUGGCUUGCUCCUUAGUGCUUAUGUCGAUGGCGACUCCGUCUGGGAUAGAAUCCGAGUCUUGAAUUCGUAA